Messenger RNA from Etheostoma spectabile (orangethroat darter), 2307 nucleotides. RefSeq names its product mothers against decapentaplegic homolog 4. Gene Ontology annotation, biological process: BMP signaling pathway; anatomical structure morphogenesis; cell differentiation. The transcript is spliced from 10 exons. Gene Ontology annotation, cellular component: heteromeric SMAD protein complex. Lineage: Eukaryota; Metazoa; Chordata; Actinopteri; Perciformes; Percidae. The record is from RefSeq and is a predicted model, not a curated record. Gene Ontology annotation, molecular function: RNA polymerase II cis-regulatory region sequence-specific DNA binding; DNA-binding transcription factor activity, RNA polymerase II-specific; I-SMAD binding. The coding region runs from base 454 to 1986 and encodes 510 amino acids.
ACGUGCCUUUAAGGAACUAGAAUGAGAACUGCGUGAAGUGGGUUGGAACUUGACACGAAAUCAGAGACUUGACUUUAUCCGCGCUCUAGUUUUGAGAAUGGAAAUCUAUGGCUUGCGGACAAGGGAUGCAAUUUGCCAUGUUUUUGUAAACAGGUGGUGAAUUUUAUGAGGAUAAUUCAGGAGGCAUACAGGAUCUGCACACCCCACCGCUGGCCCCGUCGGCACGGUAAUUUGGGACAGGACAGAGGCAGGACACUCUUGCUAGCUGCCACACCAGCUAACUCCAGACAUUGUCCCCUGUCCUCCUGAUGUUGAGAAGUUUGUGUGGUCACACAACUGCCUCAACUACUGCUGUAUUGCUGUGAAGAUUGUCUUUGUUCCGGCUUCCUGAUUAAGUGAAACUGUCAACAACAUAUAUAUUCUCACAAACUGCAGUCAGUCAGAGAAGUCAAGAUGUCCAUCACCAACACACCUACCAGCAAUGAUGCCUGCCUGAGCAUUGUGCACAGCCUGAUGUGUCACAGACAGGGUGGCGAGAGCGAGACGUUUGCCAAGCGGGCCAUUGAGAGCCUGGUGAAAAAGCUAAAGGAGAAAAAAGACGAGCUUGACUCCCUUAUCACAGCUAUCACCACCAAUGGCGCCCAUCCCAGCAAGUGUGUGACCAUUCAGAGGACACUGGAUGGACGGCUGCAGGUGGCUGGACGUAAAGGGUUCCCUCAUGUAAUCUACGCCCGGCUGUGGCGGUGGCCUGACCUGCAUAAGAAUGAACUGAAGCACGUCAAAUACUGCCAGUUUGCCUUUGACCUAAAGUGUGACAAUGUGUGUGUCAACCCCUAUCACUAUGAGAGAGUGGUGUCGCCUGGCAUAGACUUAUCAGGACUGACACUGACCAGUUCUGGGCCUAGCUCUGCACAGAUGGUUAAGGAUGAGUAUGAUUUUGAUGGACCUCAGAGUCUGCCCUCUAUUGAGGGAGGGCACUCUAUCCAGACAAUUCAACACCCCCCAUCUGCCGGCCGUCCAGCCCCUUCUGAAUCCUUUACAACCCCAAGCCUGCUCCCAUCUGCUGAGGCCUCCACCUCUGCGUCAACAUCAUCCUUCCCUGCCAUUGCUGCUGGAUCAGGCAGUGCCAGCUCAACAUGGUCUAGGAACAGCAGCUUCACCCCCAACAUACCCCACCACACCAACGGCCAUCUACAGCACCACCCUCCUAUGCCACAUCCGACACACUACUGGCCGGUGCAUAAUGAGCUCGCCUUUCAGCCUCCUAUAUCUAAUCAUCCAGCUCCAGACUACUGGUGCUCAAUUGCUUAUUUUGAGAUGGACGUACAAGUCGGGGAGACUUUUAAGGUGCCCUCUUCUUGCCCCAUCGUGACAGUGGACGGCUAUGUGGACCCCUCAGGGGGAGACCGGUUCUGUUUGGGUCAGCUCAGCAACGUACAUCGCACUGAGGCUAUUGAGAGAGCAAGGCUUCACAUUGGCAAAGGGGUUCAGCUGGAGUGUAAGGGGGAAGGAGAUGUGUGGGUGCGUUGCCUCAGUGACCAUGCAGUGUUUGUUCAGAGUUAUUACCUGGACAGAGAGGCGGGCCGAGCCCCCGGAGACGCUGUUCACAAAAUCUACCCCAGCGCUUACAUCAAGGUGUUUGACCUCCGUCAGUGCCACAGACAGAUGCAACAGCAGGCUGCUACGGCUCAAGCAGCUGCUGCAGCCCAAGCAGCGGCUGUGGCCGGAAAUAUACCUGGACCUGGAUCAGUUGGAGGAAUAGCUCCAGCUAUUAGUCUGUCAGCCGCAGCCGGGAUCGGGGUAGACGACCUCCGGAGGCUGUGUAUUCUCAGGAUGAGUUUUGUUAAGGGCUGGGGGCCCGACUACCCCCGCCAGAGCAUCAAGGAGACCCCCUGCUGGAUCGAGAUCCACCUGCACAGAGCACUACAGUUACUGGACGAGGUGCUGCACACUAUGCCUAUAGCAGACCCACAACCUCUGGACUAAGAGCUUUACAACUGCAGCAUCACACUCCAACAUACAGUGGCAAUGGGAAGUCUUCCUCAGAAAACAGUUCAGGUGGAGAAGCCAGUGAAACAGCUGCAACACUGAAUAUGUCCCACAUGAAAAAAAUGUUUUCAGGUGUGUUUGAGGCACCUUUGUGCACUGUGCCCCCUACUUUUGCAUUUUAAGCAAGACUGACACUAAAACAAGCCAAAGCCAUGUAUUGAUGAUAUCUUUAUCUCUAUUUUUGAUAGAUGGCUUUGAUUUGUGAUGGCUGGGAUGAUGAACUGUAGGACUAGAAAAAGACAUCACAGAUAACUACAG